GGUGGCUGUCCCCGCCCAUCCGGCUGCUCGCAGUCAAGUGCUGGCCGAGAUGGAGGGAGCGCGCUCCCGCGAGAUGCUGCAGCUGUACUGAUCGCGAGUGACCAUUUGACAAUGGUGGUCCCUGAAAAUCCUGUUAUCCAGCAUGAUCAUACGAUAGGGGCCAACAGCAGUAUGGAUACAGAAGCUGAAUCAGACUACAGUCCUGACCUGAAUGAAGUGCGCAAGCUUCAGGAACUGGUUAGAAGACUGGAAAUUCAGAACCAGCAGCUGAGGAUAAAGAAGACUCCACAGAGCGGCAAUCACACCGGUGUUGAUAAUCACCUCUCUACAAUUCAUUGUACCGGCGUCAUGAACAGCAUGAACAUCCAGCCUGACAUUGGAGACCUGGAGAUCAUCCCCAACCUGCACUCUAAGCUGGAUCCCAGUCACUUGGAAAAAGAAAACAUCCCUCGUAUAAGGAUGGACUCACAGGUGCAGUACGAGAAGGUGUGUGCUGACUCGAAGCUCGCCAGUAAGGGAGGGAAUCACUGUGAUAUGGACGAUAGCUCUUUCUUCAGCCUGGACGUCAGCGGCAAAACGGAGCAGGAGGACAGCUCUGGCAGUAUGUCUGAACAAGGCUCCAGCGGGGUUUGUGGGGAUCUUCUGGAUGAGACGGCCCUCGGUGAGGUUGAUGUUCUGGAGCUGGAUUCAUGCAGUGAGGACGAGGAGGACUGCUGGCUUUACAUUUCUCCAAAGAAACAUGCAAAGGAAGAGCAGGAAACGGAUUCUCCCUUAAAAUGGUGCCGGCAAGUGCUGGAUCACCACAGUCCGGAGACGGAGGCUGCUUGUCGGACUUUAAUUGGCAAGCUCGAUCAAGCGAGUAGAUGGAAAAGCCUUUACUGCAGUCCGCUGGCAUCACCAAGUGCAUAUAGCGCCAACAAUGAGAGCGGCAGUUGUAGCAAUACACUAAAUUCACCUGGGUGCCUCAAAUCCACUAACAAAGCACUACUAACCUGUGGCAGCUCAGGUCACUUGGGUGCUCAUUCUACAUUCAGCUCUCAGUCGUCUGUGGACAGUGAACUGAGCACAUCAGACGAUUCCAUAUCUAUGGGCUACAAGCUCCAGGACUUGACUGAUGUGCAGGUUAUGGCCAGACUGCAAGAGGAAAGUCUCAGGCAGGACUACGCCUCCAGCUCCGCGUCUGUUUCUAGGCGCAGUUCCAGCGCUUCCGUCCACUCUCUGAGAAGAGGAACAUUCAGCGAUCAGGAAUUCGACACCUACAGUCUGGAGGAUGAAGAUGACUACGACGGUUCUUUGUCUUUCCGCAGCGCACACCGCUAUUCCCCUUCACCUCUCAGUUCACCUCGAUGCCAGUCACCCUCCACAGUGGGGGGAAGCUGCGCUUCCCGAAUUAGACCUCCUCGCAGAUCUAUGCAAAAUCAUGGGCAGGAGCGGAUGAAGUACCCAAGUUGUGAAGAUGACUUGCGGCACAGCAUGCCUAAUCUUGCAAAAACCAGUUUACGUUCGCUGGAAGCAGUGAGAAGCAGCCGGAGCUUGGAAUCCGAUCUCCAGGGGCCGAGCAGCCGACUGAGCAGGAUUCAGCAGCCCUCCGCUAGUAAUGCACCAAGUAAACUGAGGUACAGCUCCGGCCAGCCAGCAGCAGCUCUCCGUCAACCAAUUAAAACAGGUUUAAGCACAAGUUCCCUCCUGAACUCAAAGCAGCCAAUAAAAUCAUCUGGUUACAAUAGUACAAGCAGUCUUCGUAAAAUGCAAUCUUCACCUGGCUUAAUUCCAGCCAUCCCUGGUGCUGUUUCUAGAACUGGAAACAAUCCACCCACCAUGAAGCACUCGGGUGGAAAAGCUCAGUCCCCUGCAGGGAACGCAACUCCCAAAAGCAAGAUGAUGCAACCAUCUAGAAGAUCUCUUUCCUCAAAGUCAAACACACUGGGAAAUGACGACUCCUGGAAAGAAGGAUGUUAUUAAAUCUCCCCAAAGAUGAGUUGCUUUUCCCUAAUCUGUCCAGCGGGCUGGACUUCAACAAUGUUUCAGAGGAAAGAAUAAAAGAAAAAAAAAAAAUCUUGCUUGCCAUAUUGGAAGAAGCACCCCGUGUCUUUGAUAUAGUUUACCUUUUUUCACAACAGAACUCCAAAAUGAAAAUGUUUUGUGUUGUCGUAGCAAAGACAUCUGUUUGCACCAAAAACACUUGAGCCAUCGGUUAAAGAGGGAGAAAACGUGUAGAUUUGUGUCUCCACAGACUUUUUUUGCACUGUUAGAUUUAAAGUGUACCAGGUGAUAUCUAUUGCAGGUAUCCAUUUUGUAUGUAGAAACAAUAGUAACUCUGGUGGAACUACUGCG
This is a messenger RNA of Nanorana parkeri, 2334 nucleotides long. Its product is annotated as SLAIN motif-containing protein-like. The record is from RefSeq and is a predicted model, not a curated record. The transcript has 9 exons. The coding region runs from base 112 to 1962 and encodes 616 amino acids. Gene Ontology annotation, biological process: microtubule nucleation; positive regulation of microtubule polymerization; cytoplasmic microtubule organization. NCBI's taxonomy places the organism in Eukaryota, Metazoa, Chordata, Amphibia, Anura, Dicroglossidae. Gene Ontology annotation, cellular component: microtubule plus-end.